AUGUCCAACCAACCUAGCAUCAGCCAUGCAACUCGCGAGGACGUGCCUCACAUUCUCAACCUCAUCCGUGCACUAGCCGACUACGAAAAGGCCCUCUCAUCCUGCCACGCAACCGAGGAAUCUCUAGCAUCAACUCUCUGCUUUGCCCCCUCACGAGGCGAGCCCCCAUCAGGAUCCGGCUACGCCAAAGUCCUUUUGAUCCGCACCCCCGACGACUCAGUAGCUGGCAUGGGAUUGUACUUCAACAACUAUUCGACCUGGUGGGCAGCACCCGGCGUCUACCUCGAAGACCUGUUCGUCCUCCCUGAACACCGCAACAAAGGGUAUGGAAAGCUGCUCAUCGGGGCUUUGGCAAAGGAAGUCAAGAGGAUUGGGGGUAAGAGGUUGGAGUGGUGCUGCUUGAAGUGGAACAAGCCAUCGCUGGAUUUCUACAAGAUGUUGGGGGCUGAGCAGAUGGAAGAUUGGGUCACUUUGAGAGCGGAUGGUGACGCUCUGGACAGGUUGGCUGGUUCGGCUGAGAAGGCGGCUAAGGUGCAGAUUGAUGGUAAAUGA
Molecule: messenger RNA, 552 nt
Organism: Aureobasidium namibiae CBS 147.97
Lineage: Eukaryota; Fungi; Ascomycota; Dothideomycetes; Dothideales; Saccotheciaceae
Product: GCN5-related N-acetyltransferase-like protein
Exons: 2
Coding region: 1-552 (183 amino acids)
Biological process (GO): protein acetylation
Molecular function (GO): N-acetyltransferase activity
Source: RefSeq, a predicted model, not a curated record